Molecule: messenger RNA, 459 nt
Organism: Hepatospora eriocheir
Lineage: Eukaryota; Fungi; Microsporidia; Hepatosporidae
Source: the annotation of a GenBank genome assembly
AUGACAGGGAAGAGUGACAUUGUAAAGAAGAUGGAUAAAGCACUAGAAAAUAAAGAUUUUGAUAGAUUUGUUGUAUUUCAUUCACUUUACAUGGAUGAAACAAGAGGAAAAACUAAAGAAACAAAAAACAUGAUAUUUUAUAAAACACUAGCUUUAUUGUAUUUCCUGGGUACUGAACAACUUUCUAAGUAUCAUGCUUGUAUUCAAUCAUGUAUUGAUCCUAGUGAUUAUGAGUAUGUUAUGAAAGUGUUUGAUUAUAUAACCAUCUAUGACUUCAAUUCAUUAGAAACUAUUUACAACUCUUCAACUGAUUUGUUUCAAGAGUUAAUUAAGCUUAAUUUAGAGUUAUUAAAGAAUAAAUGUAAUAGAAUUAAUUCUAAUGAACCUAAAAUUAAACAAGAUACUUCACUUGAUACUAUCAAUGAAUGUGUUUAUAUUUUAAAUGAAAUUGAGAUGUAA